Molecule: messenger RNA, 1143 nt
Organism: Lodderomyces oxycetoniae
Lineage: Eukaryota; Fungi; Ascomycota; Pichiomycetes; Serinales; Debaryomycetaceae
Gene: PPH21
Product: phosphoprotein phosphatase 2A catalytic subunit
Exons: 1
Coding region: 1-1143 (380 amino acids)
Biological process (GO): mitotic cell cycle; G1/S transition of mitotic cell cycle
Cellular component (GO): nucleus; cytosol
Molecular function (GO): protein serine/threonine phosphatase activity
Source: RefSeq, a predicted model, not a curated record
AUGGAUUCAGAUAGAGAUGUGCCAAUGGAAGAUGCCGAGAUCUCGUUAGAUGAUUUUGACUCGAUGGAUUUUUCCAUGCCCAAUAAACGAACUAUCAAAAGUGGUAAAACUUCAACGACCAACAACAACACCAACAACACCAACAGCAGCAGCAGCAGCAACAGCAACAACAACAACAACACCAACAAUACCAACACGAAGCAAACACAACCGUCACUAGACACACAAUCUAUAAACCAAUUGGACCAAUGGAUUGAGAAAUUGUCCAAAUGCGAGCCACUCUCAGAGCAGGAUGUAAAGAAGUUAUGUGAAAUGGCUAUCGAAGUAUUACAAUUGGAAGAAAACGUCCAGCCGGUUUCUGUGCCAGUUACAAUAUGCGGUGAUGUUCAUGGACAGUUUCACGACUUGAUGGAAUUGUUCAAGAUUGGUGGUCGGUGUCCUGAUACAAACUAUUUAUUCAUGGGCGAUUAUGUUGAUCGUGGAUACUAUUCAGUCGAAACUGUUUCGUAUUUGGUUUGUAUGAAGGUGAGAUUUCCCAACAGAAUCACCAUUUUAAGAGGUAACCACGAAUCAAGACAAAUAACUCAAGUUUACGGUUUUUAUGACGAAUGUUUAAGAAAGUACGGAUCUGCUACUGUAUGGAAAGUUUUCACUGAUUUAUUCGAUUAUUUCCCCAUAACUGCCUUGGUGGAUAACAAGGUUUUUUGUCUUCAUGGGGGCUUGUCGCCUAUGAUUGAAACUAUUGACCAAGUUAGAGAAUUGAACAGAAUUCAAGAAGUGCCACAUGAAGGACCCAUGUGCGAUUUGUUAUGGUCCGAUCCAGACGAUAGAGGAGGGUGGGGUAUAUCGCCAAGAGGUGCAGGAUUCACGUUUGGUCAAGAUAUAUCUGAGCAGUUCAACCAUACAAAUAAUUUAAGUUUAAUUGCAAGAGCUCAUCAGUUGGUUAUGGAAGGAUUUAGUUGGAGCCACCAGGAAAAUGUUGUUACCAUAUUUUCAGCACCAAAUUAUUGUUAUCGAUGUGGUAAUCAAGCGGCUAUUAUGGAGGUUGACGAACAACAUAAUAGACAAUUCUUACAAUACGAUCCGCUGGUUAGACCAGGUGAACCAACCGUUACUAGAAAAACUCCCGAUUACUUUCUAUAA